CCACACUUGGGAUCCUUUGAUAACCGGGACUGUUCAAGCUUACUUUGAGGGAAUCUGUCAAAACCGGAUCAAAGACAUGGUUAGCAGUGUGAGGACUAGUCGAGUUCAACCAAACUGGAUUGGCGACACUCUCUGGAUUACGAUGGAGGAUUACUGGGACACUGAAGAAGCACAACAAAGGAGUAAAACCUACUCUGAUGCCCGUAUGUCUGACCGUAACGGCCUAGGUCCUCACGUCCACCUCUCAGGGCCAAAGUCGUAUCGACAGCUUCAAGACGAAAUGGUUGAGGAAUUGGGAAGAGAAGUCCGACUUGGUGAGGUUUUUAUCAAGGCACAUACAAAGCCUGAUGGUACAUAUGUUGAUCGGAAGGCAGAGAAGAUUGCAGAAACUUAUGAGAAGACUGUUCAAGAGAGGUUGUCUCAGCUCGAGGCAAAGUCUUUUGCUGUGUCAGAUGGAGAAUCACGGCCACGGGACCUCACAACAGAAGAAUAUACAGAAAUUUUCCUUCAGGUAACUUUAAAAAAAAACCAAUACACAUUUAUAGUCUUGUAGUUUAAUUUGUCAUCCUCUAAUCUUAACUUUUCUCUUAUUUUCAAGUCCACUGAGAAAGAUACAAGAGGAACACCUUAUGGAGUUGGAAGCCUCAAGGACUGCCUUGUCAAUGGAAAGCAUAAGCAAGCAUGUGGCUCUUCUACCUUUGUGGCUCUCCAAGAACAGUUGAAGGAAGCUCAACGCAUGAUAGAAGAACAGGCUGCUCAACUACAGAGGCGUGAUGCAGAAACAGCUGUGCGUGAAGCUGAGCAAUCCAAGGUUAUUGCUGCCCAGAAGGACAAGAUUGACCAUUUCUCCAUCGUCGAGGAGUUUCUGAGGGAAUGUGAUCCGCGGUUUCAGAAUUUCGUUGCAAGCAGACAGACAACCACAGAACCUCUUCCCCAAGAUGAUGCAACUCCAACUCCAUCAACCGCUGCUUAAUAGGUUUCUUCUAUGUCUUAACUCUUUUUGGAUGAACUCAAUCUCACUCUUUUCGGAUGAACUCUAUCUCACUCUACUCGGAUGAACUCUAUCUCUCGCUCUUUUGUAUGAACUCAUUGCCACUUUCAGAUUGUGUUUAUGACCUUUUUUGAUUUGUAACUUGAACAUGUUGUGUAUUUCAAUAUUUCGAUAUUAUGUCUUUCCAAAUUCGAAUCUUUCAAUUUAAAUUGGUAUACAAGAAUGAAAAGAAGAGGAUAAUGGGAAUGAAAAGAAGAGGAUAAUGGGAAAUUAGUAUAUGAAACUUUCAAAUUCUGAAAUCAACAUCAGUGGCUAAAUAGUCGUAACAUACAGUUUCUGAAAUCAACAUUAGUGGCCAAAUAGUCGUAAUGUAGUUUCUAAAUAGUCACUAUGGUAAGUGACUAUAUAGUGACUAUAAACACUCAGUACUAAUUAAUCACACUAUAGUCAUAAAACAGACACUAUUUUAACGACUACGAGACGACUACUUCAUAACCAUAUAACGACUACAUUUUUUGGUCGUACAGUAGUCGCUAAAAGGCGACUAUAAAUACGACUACAUUAAUUAGCGACUCUCGCUCUCCGACUGCUUGAGUUAGUCGCUAUUUGGUCGUAAACACAGUUUUUACGAUUACAAAGCGACUAAUAGUGUAGUCGCUAACGGCAUGUUUUCUUGACACCGUUAAUGACUUCAAGCGGAUCAAUGCCAUUUCCAAGAGACUUUGACAUCUUGCGGCCAUGUGCAUCACGUAUCAUGGGAUGCAAAAAAACCUUCCUGAAGGGAACAUCCCCACCACCCACUUUCAUUCCUAACAUAACCAUACGAGCAACCCAGAAAAACAGAAUGUCAUGUCCAGUUUCAAGAACAGACGUUGGAUAGAAAGCUUUCAAGUCCUCGGUUUCAUCUGGCCAUCC
Molecule: messenger RNA, 1906 nt
Organism: Camelina sativa (false flax)
Lineage: Eukaryota; Viridiplantae; Streptophyta; Magnoliopsida; Brassicales; Brassicaceae
Source: RefSeq, a predicted model, not a curated record